CUCUCCUCCCUCUGUUUCCUGCCGGCCUCUCAGCAGAGGAUGUGUCGGAGGGAGGGGAAAAUGGGAAAGCUGUUAGUAGAAUGGACAUGUGCCCUUUCUCCUUCACCAUUUCUUCUCCUCUCCUGUCUCCUCUCUGGCUUCCUUCACCCUCCUCCGCCUGCCUCGUGCCCUGGGCACCCUCAGCGUUGGCCCUCUGGGGGAAAGGACUCGUCAGGUGGACAGGCGGCUGAGAACUGAACUUCAAUGUCAGCUGGCGACGAGGAAAAUGGAGGUGACAAACCCAGAGAGGCUGCUGUGUGGCCAGAGGUGGAGCGGGCGGAGCGCUUGGCCCGGGGUGCUGCCCUGAAGUGGGCGUCGGGGGUUUUCUGUCAGCCUGAACAUCUGGAGCGACUGAGCCAAUACAGGAAGCGGGAGAGUCAGAGGACCGCCUCCGUUCACGCCAGACUAAAGUCUAUGGUGCAAUCCUACCUGGAGGGCGUGGGCUGGGGUUUGGAGCAGCUCCGGGAGGCCAGAACCGAGCUGAAGGAGGUCUCGCACACUCUGAAAGCAGCAGGGCUGGAGUCGGAUGGAAACAUGGACUGUGUUAAAUCUCUCGAUAGGCUGAGGGAGGUCUCCAUCAACCACCGCCAGCUCCUCGCCGCCGUCAGCAACCUGCCUCGACUUUACUCUGUUCAGAGCAUGGUGUUGGAGACGGAGCGUCUGGUGGAGUCCCGGCGGCUGCUGGAGGCCCACGCCCGCCUGAUGGAUCUGGAAUGGUGGCAGGAUGACAUCCUCUGGCAGCUCCACGGGGCAGCUGGAACGCCAGGAAGCGCACUCAGCUCUGAGGACCAGGAGCUAGUGGUGAAGUAUUUCUCUGGAGUCGGGCAGCUGGUGGACGCCCUGGCUAAAGAGCUGUGGGCAGUGGUGAGCAGCUCCCUGGCUCUGGCCCGUCAGAACCCCACACCGUUUGUGUCUGCUGUGAGGAUCGUGGAGAGGGAGGAGGCUCUGGAUCGAGCUCUGCUGGCAGAGAGGGGGGGGUCCGGUGGCAGCAGCCGGCCCCUCCCUCCUGGACGGCCUCGGUGCUGGAGGGCAACCUUCUUCCAGGUACUGGAGGAGGCGGUGUCCGCGCGGUUCCGUAGCGUCUCCUACCUGCACACGCGUGGUCCAGGCCUGGCCGGUCACCUCUCCGCCCUGCAGCACGGCAUCAUGACUGACCUGGCCACCGUGCGCCACCUACUGGAGCACUGCGUCCCAACGCACUACCAGCUGACCGCCGCCUACCUGAGGGCCAGCCACCACUGUUUACACACUCACCUGGCACAGGUCAGCAGCUGGGAUCUGGAGAGCGGGGAAAUAUUUGCGGUGCUCAACUGGGUGCUUCACAUCUACAACAGCCCAGAUAUGAUGGGACACCCGGAGCUGGUGACUGAUAUGGAGAGGUCAGAGCUCGGACCUCUCAUCUCCUCAGAGGGACUGGAGCAGCUGCAGAGCAAAUAUGUGCAAAGUGUUCAGAAGAGUGUCUCAGAGUGGAUGCACAAAGCUCUGCAGGUGGAGCUGCAAGACUGGCAGAGAGACCAGGAGCCAGAUAUGGACCACGAGGGUUUCUACCAAACCAGCCUGCCCACCAUUAUCACACAGAUGCUGGAGGAGAAUGCUCGGGUGGCUCUGAUGAUCGGAGAAUCGCUGAGGGAUCAGACCAUCCAGAUGGGGCUGUAUGAGAUGGAGAACCUCCUGAACAGGUUUCGUGAAGCUCUGAUUGAAUUUGGGAAGGAGCAUUGCAGGGAUCCACGAAACACCAAAAACAAGUUCUGCCUCCACUACCUGUUGGCUUCUAUCAGCAACUGCAUCAUCCUCAAAAAGUCUGCAGAGGUCCUGCAGCAGCAACAGGCCUCCCGGUCUGCUGGUCAGUUCUCUCGGACUCCUCCUAACCCUCUGGCCGCUCUGGACCGAGCGGUGCGGCGGGCGUGUCGCCUGGUGAUGGAUCAGUUGCUGCUAGAGCUUCAGCUCUUCCUGCCUGGCCUGCUGACCCGACCCUGGCUGGCCCAGGGAGAUCCCACGCCCAAACUCUGCAGCAUCCUGGAGCGUCACCUGGAGCUUUACGGUCGGGUUAGACCGCCCUGCCGGCGGCGCCUGCAGGAGGAGGCCCAGUGGCUGAUGGUGGUGGAAUACGUCAGGGCGGUGAUGCAGAAGAAGCUGGUGUGUCGCAGCGGUGAGGAGAGGAUGCAGCUUGCUCAGCAGAUGCUUCAGGACAACCAGCUGUUCAGAGAAGUCUUCCACAUUUUGGAAGGGUCGGGGUCAGACUCUGAGGUGAAUCCUUUGACUUUACUUUCCGCUCUGGCUGACUUCGUCCGUCUCAAAGACCCCGGCAUGCUCACGCUGGAGGUUUCUGGACUUGCAGCUAAAUACCCGGACAUCAGGUCGGAUCGAUGCUGACAGGGCCCAUUUUCUCUACGUGUUGUGUUUCUUUUAUCAUGACAAUGCUGUCGUCUCCGUUCUGUCAGCGACGAGCAUGUUUCUGUGCUGCUGGACAUCCGAGGCGACGUCUCCAGGGACAUCCGAGGCGCCGUGAUGGACUUGCUGGAGCAGAGCGCACCUCCUCUUCCAGCCGGAUACCGACCCAUCUUCACUGAAAUCCUGGUGCCUCCCUCCACCUUGGCUUUCUGUCUGCCGACAGCCAAGUGUGCGUGACUGAAGGGACUCUGAUGGAUUCAAGCCCAGGAAGCAUGACUCAGAAAUAAAGCUGUCUUCUCUUG
Messenger RNA from Nothobranchius furzeri (turquoise killifish), 2732 nucleotides. The record is from RefSeq and is a predicted model, not a curated record. NCBI's taxonomy places the organism in Eukaryota, Metazoa, Chordata, Actinopteri, Cyprinodontiformes, Nothobranchiidae.